AUGGACCUAUCUACGGAAGAUAAUGAAAGAGAAACCAAUAAUAACGUAGAUCGUGUGGUCCGUGGGCAGCUUGGAACGCAAGAAUCUGAUAUUCCCCCUCCAAAUUCGGUGUCGCAACCGGAUUGUCCUGCUAAUCUGUUAACUCUACGGGCUAUCAUCGAUCAAGUAACGCAGGUGGACAUGAUCAAAUGGGCGAAUGAAGUGGUUAACGUUUCUCGAGCAAGAUUCAAAAGAAUACCACGUGGUGGAUGGCCUAUGAUUACUCAGGCUUUUAACGAAAAGUUCCUCACGUCCAAAUCUGUGGCGAAUGUGAAGAGUCUGGCUAAGAUGACGGGAACAAAGUCUAACUCUCAAAUGGAUCAAGAAAAGAAUCACAAGACUGAAAUCUCUAAUUUUAGAGAUUGCUCAAUUGAAUUUUCUUACCAAAUAGAGCAAGUAAAAUCUAUCUCUCGAAAAAAACGAAAGCCGACCAAAAAAGUCCCAUAUCAACUACUUAAAAUAGAAAUAUUGUCUGGAAUAAAUGCAGUGAUUAAUGAAUAUAUAAAGACCAACCCUCCUGUCAAUUUGAAUGAUAUCACCGAUAUCGUUUAUGCUGCACAGCUGACAUACCAAUCUCUCACAAAAUACUCUCCUAAGAAUAACAACUGGAAAGGAAUAAUGGAAGCAAAACUAAUUAAACUUAAAGAACAAUACGAACAGACUAAUACACUUAUUGAUCAAAAAGGAAGCUUGAAGUUUGAUAAUGCAACGAGGGAUACGCUGAGUGAAUAUGGAUAUCGAAAGGCAAAGAAAGGAGAACUUGGAAGAAUUUCUGCUUGCAUUGGAGACGAAAUAAAGAUUGUUGAGAAGAAACUUCGACUCCAUGAUGCAAGAAAAGAAUUUCGGAAACAGAAUUGGUUUUUUGAAUUGAAUCGGCGGUGUUUCUAUCGCAGUUUAAAUGAUGAGAGAAAGAGUGCAGAGUUCAUGUUUAAUAACAGUGAAUGUUUAACAUAUUGGGAAAAAAUAUGGAGUAGAAAUGAGAAGAGCGAUAAUGUGUUACACAUUAACAAGAGAGUGACAUGGGCAGAGGAUACAUUUGCAGAGUUUAGUAAAGAAAGCAUCCUUGAAACAAUUAAACAACUCCCAAACUGGAGAGCUAGCGGUUGUGAUGGGGUGUAUAAUUUCUUUCUAAAAAGAAUGACCUUAAUCCAUGAUCACUUGUGUGAAGAACUAGUCAAGAUAAUCCAUGGUGAAUACAUACCGGAUGAGUGGUUCUACACUGGAAUCACAUAUCUCAUCCCAAAGAAAGAUAUUUGUCAAGGACCCGAAGAUUUGAGACCAAUUACUUGUAUGUCUAACCUAUAUAAGCUUGCAACGAAAUGUGUUAACAGGAAGUUGGGAGAUUAUAUUGAGGCAUAUAAUCUGAUUGCCGAUAAUCAAUUGGGAACUCGGCGAAUGUGUCAAGGGGCAAAGAAACAAGCAAUUCUUAACCGGUGCAUUCACAAGCAAAACGGAAAUAAUUUGUUUUCUACCUGGAUUGACGUAAAGAAAGCGUUCGAUUCGGUAGAUCACGACUUUCUGUUCCAGGUGCUUGAAAACUCUGGACUCCCUAGCUGGAUUGUGAAUUUUGUGAAGAACCUUGUAACGAAGUGGAGAAUAAAGCUAAUUCUGAAUCAUAAUGAAAUCGGAGAGGUAAAAUUGGAAAGAGGCAUACUCCAGGGUGAUUCCUUGUCACCUCAAAUCUUUGCCCUGGUGAUGGAUCCUCUUAGUAGAAUUCUGAAUGCUAAGUACCCAAAAGUGAUGAUUGAUAACCAAGAUCAGGGUUGUAUUACAUAUACAACAAAUCACUUACUGUUUAUGGAUGAUCUAAAAAUAUUUUCACAAAAAGAAGAUACAAUGAUGAAUAUGAUGAAUGAGGUAAACAAUUUCUUCGAAGCUGCCGGACUGGAAAAAAAUGUCGAAAAGUCUGCAACUAAUCUGGCAGACCUUGGGUCUGAAGCUAAAUUGCUUGAUGGGAUGGAAGGUUACAGAUACCUUGGAGUGCUAGAAGAUAGAAGAAGCGAUGUAUUGAAAAGCGAAGUAUUGAAGGCACUCUUUGGGGAACUAAAAAAGAGGAUCGACAAUCUUUCGAAGACCAAACUAAACUCGUGUAGAUUAUUUAAAGCCAUAAAUGAACACGCAUUAUCCCUCUAUAACUAUUAUAUUGGGCUUGUCGACAUUGAGCCACUAGAGUUUGAACAAAUUGACAAAAAUGUACGCAGCAUCCUUGUACAUCAUCGAAUUCAUUUGAAGCCUGCAAACAAGGAAAGGCUUUACUUUCCAAGAGAUCAAUUUGGAAGAGGACUUGUAUCCAUUACUCAUAAAAGUGAACGGAUACUAUUUCAAUUCCUUCGUGAUCUUGAAAAAAAAUCUCGUUACUGCAUAAGAAAAGGAGGGAUUCUGCGAGUCAUCAAUUCAAAGAGAACACAUUUGGCCACAAUUGCUGAAUACCUCAAGCGCAAAUACAACAUCCAAGAUAUUGGAAGCCUUGAUUUGAACAUGCUGAGAGAAUUGCAGAAGAACAGCUUAAUUGAGCAAAUAAUGAAAAAACCAUUACAUGCAAUUCUCUUUGAUUGUUUGAAUGAUUCCAAUGUCGACGUUGCAGAAUCUUCUCAUUGGUUAUCACAUGGAAAUAACUCACCAAGAUCCGAGGCUUUGCUAUGCUUUAUACAGGACCGUAAUCUAUUUUUCGACAAUGUUGGGGCAAUUUGCAGUCACUGUAACUCUUCCAAAAAGACUGUUGACCACUUGGCAACGAGGUGUGGUCGAAUGCUGAAUAGUGACUACUUACGACGACACAACGAAGUAGUGAAAUGUGUACAUCUACAUCUAUGCAAGGAGUAUGGAAUCAAGAAAUCUAAGAAAUUGAAAACCCACUCUGUUCAAUCAGUGGUUGCAAAUAACUCUGUGGAGAUUCGUGUUGACACCACAAUUAAUACGGAUACGAAGGUUGAGAAUAACAAGCCGGAUAUCUUUGUACUUGAUAAAAUGAGGAACACAAUCAUGCUUAUAGAGAUUGGAAUCACCUCUCAAAAAAAAUUGAAGCAAGUCGAAGUGGAAAAGCUCCACAAGUACGACCUGCUUGCCAGUGAACUGGGAUUAAUCCACAAAGCCAAGGUAACCAUAGUACCAUUGGUACUAACGUGGGAUGGUGUUGUGAGUAAAUACUAUAAACAUCACUGCGAUACUAUUGGUUUGGAAGAACUUACACGAGCUUACAUUCAGUCGGUGGUUAUCAGAAAAACAUUGGAGAGUAUGCGUGUAGAACACAAAUUUGGAAUGAUCCCGCCAGAAGAAUGCCAAACGACUCGUUUUACAAAUGGAACAACGGAAGAGACUCUGCCAACUCCCAAUUCCGCGAUUAUAUGUCAAAUUAUUGAUGACGUCAUUCGCAAACUCAGUGUUGAUAAGAAAAAUUUUUAUUUACUUAUUUCUGAUGCUGCUUCAUAUAUGGUUUCUUCUGGAAAAAUAUUAAAGCAAUUAUAUUCAAAUCUAUUUCAUGUCACUUGUGUGGCGCAUUUAUUACAUAAUUGUGCCUUCAGAAUUAAAUCACAUUAUCCAGUGAUAGAUAAAUUAAUAUCGUGCGUCAAAGCACUUGUUGUCAAAAAUAAUUCACGACGUCAAUUAUUUACAGAAAUUGGAUAUCCACCCGAGCUCAUUGUAACUAGAUGGGGCAGUUGGUUAAAUGCUGCUGACUAUUAUGCAAAAAAUUUAACACAAAUCAUUAAUACUUGUAAUGGUAUAGAAGAGGAAUCUUUAUUGAUACAAAGAGCAAAGGAAUCCGUUAUGAAUGAAUUUCUUCAUACGAAUUUAGAAGACAUAAGCCGGGAAUAUCAUUUAUUAACAGAUAUUUUAAUGAAAAUUGAAUCUAAUAAAUUCACUAUUUAA
Octopus sinensis (East Asian common octopus) is the source of this 3906-nucleotide messenger RNA. RefSeq lists its product as uncharacterized. The transcript is spliced from 2 exons. NCBI's taxonomy places the organism in Eukaryota, Metazoa, Mollusca, Cephalopoda, Octopoda, Octopodidae. Bases 1 to 3906 code for a protein of 1301 amino acids. The record is from RefSeq and is a predicted model, not a curated record.